CAAAGAACCUUCCUUGGACUGUAAGCCAUGGUCUUGACGGAGGAAAAGUCCUUGGCCGAAGCCUUUGACGCGAUUGGCUUCGGAUUCUUCCAGGUCCGACUGCUCAUCAUUGCAGGCCUCGGCUUCAUGGCCGACUCCAUCGAAGUGGGCGUGGUGACCUUCUUGGAGCAGAAGGCUCUGCAGGAGUGGCCCGAAGUCCAAGGUUGGUCGAAGAACGCCUUGUCCAUGAGCGUUUUUGGCACCAAGCUGCUCGGCAGCUGCUUCUGGGGCAGUCUCUCAGACCACUUGGGUCGGAGGCGGGCCUUCCUCUUAGCGAAUGUUUUCCUGCUGACGACGGGUUGCCUCUCAGCACUUGCUCCAUCGUAUGUGUGGCUCGUUGUGGCACGCGGACUGGUUGGCCUAGCGAUCGGUGGAAUCGUGAUUCCAUUCGAUAACCUGGCAGAGAGCGUGCCGGAGAAGUACUCUGGGAGUGUCUGCUAUGCCAUCGAGUACUUUUGGACGUUGGGGUCCCUCUACAGCAACGGCCUGGCGGCUUUGGUGUUGGAGCCCUUGGGUUGGAGGAUAUACCUCCUUCUCACCGCGCUGCCCAUCCUGUUGGCCUGCUUAGGUUACUUCUUUCUGGAGGAGAGCCCCAUGUGGCUCCUGGACCGUGGCUUCGACGAGGAAGCCCUGGAGGUGCUGCGUCGCAUCGGCGCGGUGAACGGCAAGGACUUGUCGCAGAUGACUCUGGUCUCCUACGCCCGCGAAGUGGAUCCUUCGUGCAAAGAAGUGCUGGCUCCAGAGCUUCGAAGGCCACUCUGGUCAUUGGGCAUCAUUUGGUGCCUGGGGCUCUUCGGAUACUACGGGGCGGCCUUGGCCAAUGGCUUGCUCUUCACCUCCGCGUCGGGCACCGUGGAUUACGGGGAGACGCUCUUUACGAGCUCAGGCGAGAUCGUGGGCAUCACCUGCGCCAUGCUGGCCUCCUGGUACGUCUCCAGCGCAGUCUUGCAGCCCUGGCUGUACCUUGUGAGUUGCUUGGCCUGCCUGGGCAUUCUCGCGGUGCACUCGGCGGGGAGCAAUGUGACGGUGCUGGGGCUGCUGGCCUUUCUGGCGCGCUGCGGCUCCAUGGGUGGAGUGUCGGUCACCUGGGUGCUGACGCCGGCGGCCUUCCCCACGCACAUCCGCUCCACGGCGCACUCGGUGCUCUACCUCGCGGGCUCCGUGGGCGCGCUGCUGGCCACAGCCUGGCCGUCGAGCACCUCGCUGGUGGUGAUGAUGGCCGCCUACGCCGGGGCCAACCUGAUUUGCACCGCCGUGGCGCAGUGGCAGAUUCAGCGCCUGGCCGAGCGUUCCUUCGACAGCCUCGUUUCAGACCUGCACGCCUCGGAUGUGGAGCGCAGGGCGCGGUCCUCUUUGGGCCGCGAGAGCCGCGCGAGCUACAGCACCUGGGCAGGGCCCAGCAUGAGCCGGCCCAGCCUGCCGGACGAUGUGCCUCUGAGAGUGCUCGCGGUACAGACCGGAUGGAGCAAACUGUGGCAGGAUGGUUGACUUUUCCUG
Messenger RNA from Effrenium voratum, 1536 nucleotides. NCBI's taxonomy places the organism in Eukaryota, Dinophyceae, Suessiales, Symbiodiniaceae. The record is from the annotation of a GenBank genome assembly.